AAAUAUCCAGACUUAUUUUCGCGUAUAAAAGCGGGCGUUGCUGGUCGGUAAAUCAUAGUUUGAUUGAUUACCCCAAACCAUGAAGUACCUGAUUGUCUGUGUUACCCUGGCCCUGUUCGGCUACCUGGAUGCCAGCCCAGUGUACGGCAACCAUGGAGGCUAUGGUGGCUAUGGUGCUGGUGGCUAUGGUGCUGGUGGCUAUGGUGCUGGUGGCUAUGGGGCUGGUGGCUAUGGAGGUGGUGGCUAUGGUGGUGGUCAAAGCGUCGUCUACAAGGAGGUGCCCUCGUACGGCUAUCCUCAGGUUCUGCAAUCGGAGGGAAGUGGUGGAGUGGCUAGUGCUUCCGCCGCUGCAUCCGCCGCUGCCUUAAAGCCUGGCUACUACCAAAAGCAGCUUGUGGCAGGGUGGGAGAUCGAUGGUGGAAGCUCUGGCAUUAAGAUCGGACACGGACAAGGCUACGGUAGUCACUACUAAUUCCCAAACCCCCCGCUCCGUCGGCAGCAAAUCAAACUAUCGUUUACUGGUUCAAACCCUCGAGUGGCUGUCACAGCGAAACUCCGAGAAUCUGCGAAUAAACACAUUCUAAACGAUUUGGAAAUUAUUGAACAAAAA
This is a messenger RNA of Drosophila elegans, 610 nucleotides long. It is a transcript of the gene Cp15, whose product is annotated as chorion protein S15. Bases 80 to 472 code for a protein of 130 amino acids. The record is from RefSeq and is a predicted model, not a curated record. NCBI's taxonomy places the organism in Eukaryota, Metazoa, Arthropoda, Insecta, Diptera, Drosophilidae. The transcript is spliced from 2 exons.